Bombus terrestris (buff-tailed bumblebee) is the source of this 675-nucleotide messenger RNA. Its product is annotated as INO80 complex subunit C. The coding region runs from base 76 to 477 and encodes 133 amino acids. Gene Ontology annotation, biological process: chromatin remodeling. Gene Ontology annotation, cellular component: Ino80 complex. The record is from RefSeq and is a predicted model, not a curated record. Lineage: Eukaryota; Metazoa; Arthropoda; Insecta; Hymenoptera; Apidae. The transcript has 4 exons.
AAAUAAAUUGUACUACAUAAGAUCUAGAAAUAUCAUAAAACUAAGAUUUAUAACAUUAGGAAUUAGGAAAUAAUAAUGAUAUCUUACGCGAUACUUAUUAUUAUAGUAUUUAGUAACUUCAAAUUUUUAAGUUCGUAUACCAAAUCGGAGCAACAUUUCGAUAUAUCGAUGAAAUUUCGAUCUACUAGUACCACUGGAAAGAAACGGACUUGGCGCUCAUUAAAGCAAGUGCUGGCUCAAGAACGCACUUUACCAUGGCCUGUAGAAGUCGUGCAUUAUAGUUCUAUUAACGCACCGCCAAGCUUCAGGCCAGCAAAAAAAUAUUCUGAUAUUUCUGGGUUGCCCGCACGAUAUACAGAUCCACAAACUAAAUUAUACUAUGCAACGGCAGAAGAAUUUGCAACAGUCCGAAGUCUACCAAUGGAUAUAACUGCUGGAUAUUUAGCAUUGCGCGGCGCUUCCAGUAUCGUUGGAUAAAUGAAAGGAGAAUUUUAUUUUCUAUAAUUUCCUUAUAUUUAAAUAGUAUAGAACACGGAUAUUUUAUUUUGUAAUUGUUAUGGUACUUAUUAAAGAAUAAUGAAAAAUUAAGUAUAAUUCUGAAAAUUAAACAUGUUGUAAAUGUAAACAAAAAUAUAUCGAGCUUAUAAAGAGACAAAAUAAAGCUGUUUGCACUAA